This is a messenger RNA of Dermochelys coriacea (leatherback sea turtle), 2531 nucleotides long. Its product is annotated as zinc finger protein 724-like. The transcript is spliced from 5 exons. Gene Ontology annotation, biological process: negative regulation of transcription by RNA polymerase II. NCBI's taxonomy places the organism in Eukaryota, Metazoa, Chordata, Testudines, Dermochelyidae. The record is from RefSeq and is a predicted model, not a curated record. Gene Ontology annotation, molecular function: DNA-binding transcription repressor activity, RNA polymerase II-specific. Bases 1 to 1593 code for a protein of 530 amino acids.
AUGGACGUGGACGAGGGGCGCAAGGAGAUCUACAGGGACGCCAUGCCGCAGAAUUGCAGAGUUGGCUUCCCCCUCCCCAAGGCCGACGUGAGGUGGAUGGAGCAAGGGGAAGAGCCGUGGGGCCCUGAUCUCCCCUCUCCCAGGCUGUGGGGACGCCAGAGCAGGGGGCUGGGAGCCAGGACUCCUGGGUUCUACCCUCACUUUAAGUUCCACUCCUGGGGGAUCAAUUUGCUUGGUUCUCCCCCCGGAUCUUCCUCCUGUCUCUCUCUAGCAGUUGCCAAGGUGGCCACACCCCCGACCCCCCGCUGCAAGCCGGCUGGCCGCUCCUACCAGUGCCCAGAGUGCGGGAAAUCCUUCCGGCAGAGCUCGCACCUCCUCCAGCACCAGACCACGCACACGGGCGAGGGGCCCUACCGCUGCCCCGACUGUGGCCGAGCCUUCAGCCAGAGCUCCGACCUGGUACGGCACCAGCGCGUCCACACGGGCGAGCGCCCCUACCGCUGUCCCGACUGCGGCCGGGCCUUCAGCCAGAGCUCCAACCUGCUCCAGCACCAGCGUGCCAGCUCCGGCGCCCGUCCCUUCCGCUGCGCCCAGUGCGGCAAGGACUUCGGCCGCAGCUCUCACCUGCUCAACCACCAGGCCACCCACUCCGGCGAGCGGCCCUUCAGCUGCGCCGACUGCGACAAGCGCUUCAGCCACAGCUCCAGCCUGCACAAACAUCGGCGCGUCCACACUGCCCAGCGGCCCUUCAGCUGCGCCGACUGUGGCGAGCGUUUCCUCCAGAGCUCCGAACUGCUCAAGCACCGGCACAUCCACGCCAACGAGCGGCCCUUUGGCUGCACCGACUGUGGCAAGCGCUUCCUGCAGAGCUCCGACCUGCUCAAACACCGGCACGUCCACACCGGGGAGAAGCCCUACACCUGCGGGGAGUGUGGGCGUGGGUUCAGCCAGCGCUCCCACGUGGUCAAACACUGCCGGAUCCACAGCCGGGGCAAGUCCCCGUUCAAGUGCCCGGAGUGCGGGAAAUCCUUCCGGCAGAGCUCGCACCUCCUCCAGCACCAGACCACGCACACGGGCGAGCGCCCCUACCGCUGCCCCGACUGCGGCCGGGCCUUCAGCCAGAGCUCCGACCUGGUACGGCACCAGCGCGUCCACACGGGCGAGCGCCCCUACCGCUGCCCCGACUGCGGCCGGGCCUUCAGCCAGAGCUCCAACCUGCUCCAGCACCGGCGUGCCAGCUCCGGCGCCCGCCCCUUCCGCUGCGCCCAGUGCGGCAAGGACUUCGGCCGCAGCUCCCACCUGCUCAAGCACCAGGCCACCCACUCCGGCGAGCGGCCCUUCGGCUGUGCCGACUGCGGCAAGCGCUUCGGCCACAGCUCCAGCCUGCUCCAGCACCGGCGGGUCCACGCCGGCCAGCGGCCCUUUGGCUGCGCCGACUGCGGCAAGAGUUUCCUGCAGAGCUCCGACCUGCUCAAGCACCGGCGCGUCCACACUGGGGAGAAGCCCUAUACCUGCGGGGAGUGUGGGCGCGGGUUCAGCCAGCGCUCCCACGUGGUCAAACACCGCCGGGUCCACAGCCGGGGCAAGCCCUGAGAGGGCGGGGGGGCGAGAUGGGGGGUGAUCUGGGGAGAGAUGGGAACGGAUGAACUGGAGGGAGGUGAGAUCGGGAGAAGACGGCCUAUGGGGACAGCUACCACAGGGGACAGCUCCGGCCACCGGACCCCUGAGAGACUCUGCCACGGGGCAGCCCAGGACACAGGAACACCCAUCCCCCUCCCCACGGCACAGACACCCCAACGGACGAGGCGACUAGGGGGCUCUCGGUGCCAGCCGGACAGAGGAAACACCUGGCUGAGGGGGAAGCUUGGGGCUCAGCAGAGUCUCGGCCACAGACAGAGAUGCUCAGUGGGGAGUUACACACACUGCUUAGGGCGGGGCGGGGCAGUGGGAAGGCGAUGAGGAUGUCAAGUGGGGUGUCUGCCAUGGGGAGGGGUGGAGGCAAGCUCCCAAAUUCUCCCCAUCCCCUCCUUGAGUCCCAGCCCCCAUCUGCCCACUGUACCCCCAAAUCCCCUCCCAGCCCCCCCAGAUCCUCUCCUCACCCCCUCAGCUACACCCUGUCCCCUCAUCCAUUCCCUGCAUCCAAAUCCCUCCCUGCCCCAUAGCCACGCCCCCCCAAAUCACCUCCAACCCCUCAGUCACUCCCCCUGCCCCCUCUAGCCUGUCCCCUAAAACUGGAUGGGCCCAUGGGUCUGAGCCGUGGGAUGGUCUGAGGGAGGAGGCAGGAUACCGGGCUAGAUGGGCCCAUGGUUCUGACCCAGGGCUGCUGGUCAAAUCCUUCUCUCUCCAGCUGGCCCUGGGGUUCCCUAACUCGGUUCCCCCAAAGCCCAGGCUCCUCUGGGACAGUUCAGAGCAUGGGUCCCGGUGAUGUCAGUGCCCCGCUGGCACGAGGAGACGGCUGAGUGGGGAGCUCGGGGUGGGUCGCGCCCGGGCUCUGGGCAGGAGGCCAAUAAAUACAGGCUGAGAGAAACGGG